Molecule: messenger RNA, 1038 nt
Organism: Panonychus citri (citrus red mite)
Lineage: Eukaryota; Metazoa; Arthropoda; Arachnida; Trombidiformes; Tetranychidae
Gene: mRpS7
Product: 28S ribosomal protein S7, mitochondrial-like
Exons: 1
Coding region: 119-823 (234 amino acids)
Biological process (GO): translation; ribosomal small subunit assembly
Cellular component (GO): ribosome
Molecular function (GO): mRNA binding; structural constituent of ribosome; rRNA binding
Source: RefSeq, a predicted model, not a curated record
UUUCGAUGCAUGGAAACUAAUUGAUGCAUUUGAGUUUCUCUUUAUUUUGAUUUUGUUUAUUAUUCUCAAUUUUUGUCUUUUUUUCUCAAUUAAUUUACUUUUUUUUUCUAUUGAAAUUAUGUCAAUCAUACUCAAGCAUCAAUCGUCAAUUUUAAUCAAAUGUUGCACAUCAAGAAAUUGUGUUAAAAAGCAAGUGCGUUGGACCGUUUGGCCUUCAAGUUAUGUGAAACCAAUUCCAAGGAAAGAGGAUCAAAAUUUGUUAAUUAAAGAGGAACCAGAUAAAUUCAAGGAAUUCACCUUUGCCCCAAUAAGAGCUGCUGAAAAUAAUAUUAAUGGUUCACUGUUUUUUGAUCCAUUUCUCCGUCGAUUUACCAACAUAAUCAUGAGGAAAGGAAAGAGAGAUGAAUAUGAAGACAUGAUGCGAGAUGUAAUGUAUCUAAUUAAAAAGAAACAAUUAGCUGAAUGGAGAGCCGCUGAUACACCUGAGAAAAGGUCUAAAUUUGAAUUAGAUGCUCUUGUUUUAAUGAAGAAAGCGGUUGAUAAUGUUAAACCAAUCGUAAUUACCAAACCUGUUCAAAAAGGUGGUGUCACUUAUUCAGUACCUUUUCCGAUAACGAGUCAAUUAUCAGAAUUCCUUGGAAUGAAAUGGAUCAAUGAAGCGGCUCAUGAUCACCCAGUUCCAUGGAGAGCGAUUCAUACUCCAGCCUUAGUUCGUGAAUUUGUUUUCGCUUUUAACAAUGAAGGUAAAGCAGUUAAACGGAAAUAUGAUCUACACAAACUGGCAGAGACCAAUAAAGCUUAUGCUCAUUACCGAUGGGAUUGAAAUCUAAUGAUAAUUGUUUUAGAUUUAAAUUGUGUUACAACCUUGUAAAUAGUUGAUAAUUUAGUCAAAAGAUGAGUGAAAUUUUUUUCUUAUUAAAAAAUUCACUUUAUUAUCAUUUUCUCACUCACACCGAAAGAAAAACAAAAUAUUCUAUUAAUAAUAUAAAUAGAAUUGUAAUCAAAAUUGUAAUAUAAAAAAAAAUCUAUUGACUAGGA